AUGGCGGGUCCCCUACGGCGAGGCCGUCUCUGGAUUGGCGUCGCCUUCAUCUGGAUCUUGUGCUUUUGGUACUGGUCAAAUUCGGACUCUCGCUUCAAGUUGUUUGGUAAUGGAGAUCCUCUUGCUGGAAAGGGCGCCACAGCUUGGACGCGAAGAUUACCUAAAUAUCCUAUUCCCAAGGAGAAACUAGCUGCCUUGCCAAAGAUCACCGGAGAUGUCAAGGUCCCCAAGAUUCAGGCUGCUGCUCCGGUCGAGAGCGCCGCGGCCAAGGAGCUGCGACUGUCGCGAUUGGCCGCAGUCAAGAAGAGCUUCGAGCACAGCUGGAGCGGGUAUUCCAACUAUGCCUGGAUGCACGACGAGGUGACCCCGUUGACCGGCAAGUCCAAGGACCCCUUUGGCGGUUGGGCUGCCACUCUGGUCGAUGCCCUCGAUACCCUUUGGAUCAUGGACAUGAAGGACGAGUUCACAAAAGCUGUUGCCGCUGCAGACGGCAUUGAUUUCACCAGGAGUCCCAUGGCAACUAUCAACAUUUUCGAGACCAACAUUCGCUAUCUUGGUGGAUUCCUGUCGGCAUAUGAAUUGAGCGGAAGAGCUCAUCCUAUUCUCUUGAAGAAGGCUAUUGAGCUGGGAGACCUGCUCAUGUGUGCCUUUGAUACACCGAACCACAUGCCAGUUACUCGAUGGGAGUGGAAGAAAUCUGCUUAUGGCCAAGCUCAGUCUCCCUCGCGGGAGGCUCUUGUUUCUGAACUUGGUUCCUUGAGUCUCGAGCUCACUAAACUAUCUCAGCUAACCAACAACCCGAGAUUUUAUGACGCUGUCAAGAGAAUUGGAGACCAGUUUGAAUCUACACAGCUCAACACUCGCCUUCCUGGCAUGUGGCCGGUAAUCGUUGAUGCUUAUACACCAGCCUUCCAUGCUGGUUCAGACUUCACCCUUGGUGGUAUGUCUGACUCGCUGUACGAGUAUCUUCCCAAGUGGUAUCUUCUUCUUGGCGGCCAACUAGAGCAGCCACGCCGACUAUACGAAAACUUCAUCCCUGUUGCCAUCAAGCACCUUUUCAAGCGAGCAUUGACACCUUCGGACAAGCCGGUCCUCAUCUCUGGAGACUACCAGGUGACUGAUUUGCCAGGCGAACAACCCAAGUACACCUAUGUUGCACGAGGCCAGCAUCUGACCUGCUUCGCCGGUGGUAUGGUAGCAAUGGGCAGCAAGAUUUUCAACCGCCCCGCAGAUCUCGAGAUCGCUUCCCAGCUCACAGAUGGAUGUAUCUGGGCUUAUCAGGCUACGCAGACGGGACUUGGACCUGAGGUCUUCAACUUCAUCUCGUGUGGCGGCGUCGAUGCUAAGGACUCGAGCGAUUGCACCUGGAACGAGGACCGUUGGCUCAAGGCUAUUGAAGAACAACACGCUCCUGACUUCAGGGCGCCGCCGUUGAGAGGAUCAGACUGGAAGAAGCCAACGGUUCAAGACGUGGUCAAGAAGCACAACCUUCCCAAAGGUAUGAUUGACGUGAGCGAUGGACGAUACAUUCUCCGACCCGAGGCUAUCGAGUCCAUCUUCAUCAUGUAUCGCGUCACAGGAGAUGCACAGUGGAUGGAAAAGGCGUGGACCAUGUUCGAAACGAUUGAGAAGGUGACACGAACUGAGAUUGCGGCUUCAGCGAUAGACGAUGUCACCAAAGCAGAGCCUACAAAGAUGGACAGUAUGGAGAGUUUCUGGUUGGCAGAGACUCUCAAGUACUUUUAUCUCAUCUUCAGCGAAUUUGAUGUUAUCAGCUUGGAUGAGUGGGUGCUGAACACAGAAGCACACCCUCUAAGUCGUCCAGAUGUAAAGUAA
Messenger RNA from Fusarium proliferatum ET1, 1836 nucleotides. Its product is annotated as putative class I alpha mannosidase. The transcript has 2 exons. Bases 1 to 1836 code for a protein of 611 amino acids. The record is from RefSeq and is a predicted model, not a curated record. Gene Ontology annotation, biological process: carbohydrate metabolic process; N-glycan processing. Gene Ontology annotation, molecular function: calcium ion binding; mannosyl-oligosaccharide 1,2-alpha-mannosidase activity. NCBI's taxonomy places the organism in Eukaryota, Fungi, Ascomycota, Sordariomycetes, Hypocreales, Nectriaceae. Gene Ontology annotation, cellular component: Golgi membrane; endoplasmic reticulum.